Messenger RNA from Miscanthus lutarioriparius, 324 nucleotides. Lineage: Eukaryota; Viridiplantae; Streptophyta; Magnoliopsida; Poales; Poaceae. The record is from the annotation of a GenBank genome assembly.
AUGGCGGCAAUCUCCACGGGCACGGGCACGUUCGCAGGUGGGUGUGCGGUGUCCUCCUCGUUGCGCGCGAAGGCACCAAGGACGGAGAGGAACAGGAGGGAAAGAUGCAGGAGGGAGCGGAAGCUGAAGCCCGUGGCGGCCAUGGGAGCAGGGGACUUCAAGCGACGGAAGGGAGAGCAGACCGUGGGGGCAGGCACGGAGGCCGUCCGGCGAGCAGAUGGAAGUGGAGGACGGCCAAGCCGGGAAGCCAGCGCGGCGGGCAUCCCGCACGCAGCCGGCGCGGCGGGCAUCCCGCACGCCGAAGGUGAACGCGAGGGGAGGUGA